AAAAUUAUGCAUAAACUACAGGUGAGAAAAACAUUACUUGCCUCAGAAAAUUGCCCAACCCACUCCACUCAAAAAAAUAAUGGUCUGCCCCUAAAAAUAAAUAUAUCAUCUUGCAUUGACAAUACACAGUCCGGUCGUGGUGCUACAGAAUCGACUUCCACUGAGGUUGUUAAUGACUAUGCAUGGAUUCACAAAUGAAGGCAAAGUACAUUUCAAAUUCUUCCACUUCGGACAAUCAAUCUAAGGAAUUCGAGGCCUAUUAAGAAAAACAAGACCUCAUGUCUUUUAUACACACUCGACACAAUUAAAAAAAAACUUCUUUGACUCACGUCACCAUGAGACAUCCUGUCUUGGAGGGAGUGUGGUGCAGCCUAAUUGUGUGACUAUUGCGCGCGGAAUUUGGAAAAUAGUCUAAGUAUAUGACUUGAUGGAAAAUCAACAGAGACAACUAAAAUUGCUUUAAGAACUGGUUUGAGGGUAUGAAAUUGUUUACAUGUAUUCAUUUGUAUAUAAAAGGUACCUUGGUACCCUUGCUAACUGAAUUCAUGUUUGAUUAUUAGUCAUAGCAAGUGAUGUAAUUAAUGUGACCAUGGUUAUCGCGAGGGGUGAUUGUACUGAUGGGGAAGACAAUCAACUAUGGGAGAAACUCAGUAAAAAGAUCGAGGAGAUCUUUACUGGUAAACUGGGCUACGAAAGUCUGGAACAGAAAAAUAUCAGGUGUGGAAGUGUGAUCGUUGAUCUGGCCCUGAAGUUCAAUUCCACUGUAAGAGAAAGCGAGGUUCUUUCUAUACUUCGAGAUGCUAAGGAGAAUGGAAGGUUUGAAGAUCUUCGUGUCAGUGCCAUAAGAGGAACACGAAACACUGGGAUAACACCCACCAUUACCACAACACCUACCAGUUCAUCUGACAGUAAGCAGUCCAUUGUGUAUUUUGAUUUUGUAUUGGGUGGACUGGUGUCUUCUCCGAAAAACUAUAAAAAAUCCAAAAUUUUUGAGUUGGUUAGACAAGAUAGCAAAAGAUCUUUUGCAUCUAUGUAUUGCUAG
Molecule: messenger RNA, 1042 nt
Organism: Orbicella faveolata
Lineage: Eukaryota; Metazoa; Cnidaria; Anthozoa; Scleractinia; Merulinidae
Biological process (GO): cell-cell adhesion
Cellular component (GO): plasma membrane; cell-cell junction
Molecular function (GO): cell adhesion molecule binding
Source: RefSeq, a predicted model, not a curated record